AUGUCCUGCUCGGUUUGUAGUAUAAAUCCCAUAAAGUACACAUGUCCAGCUUGUGGAGUUAAGACUUGUUCGUUUCCUUGUGUCCAAAAGCACAAGCAAGACUCAAAAUGCACCGGUACUGUAGAUCAGACUAAAUUCUUAGGUAAAAAGGAAUUGUCAUCAACUGACAACCACAUAAACCGAGACUACAAUUUCCUCAUGAACAUAGGUAGAAAUAUAGACUUAGGAAAGGAUGAUAUUAAAUUAAAUGCUAAGAACGUAUUUAAACGACAAUUCCAUCAGAGGAGCAACAACAACGCUGGUCAAAAUAACAACAACAAGCGAUUCAAAGCAGAAGACAUAGAUCCGAGAAAAUACUUAGUAAAUAAAGUGUUUCCGAAUUCCCCACCUUCUAUAAUUAGAAGAAAUAACACAUUAGUAGUGCAGCUUCCUACUGGGAUGUCAAGGGCUACAUCUAACAAGACUGGAUACGACAAAAGAUUGGGGACUUUCAUCUGGACGAUUGAGUGGGUAUUUAUAGAUUUGGAUGGAGCAGAGGUGACAAGAUUUCUAAGCUAUAGAAUGAAAGAGGGAACAAUAUUACGAGACUCUUUUCCAAUGAAUAUUUUGAAUAAGUCAUUGGCGAAGGGAAAAGAAAAUGAAUAUGAAAAUCAUGCUCUGAAUGUAGCAGGGGUAGAAGCAGAGACUACGAAAGAGAACGUCCAACUCCCUGUACGAGGAAUCGAAAAAGAAGAGGAAGCAGGGAAGGCAUCCACGGUAGACAACGCUGAAUCUAUACCCGAAAAAUAUAUAGACAAGAGUGAACUAUGCUUUUACUUAGAGAAUAUCUUGGACAAAAAUAAGAAGAGAUCUAUUAUAAAGUUAUCGCCAGAACUUAUGAUCUCAGAAGUGUUAACGGAUAAAGUGGUACUUGAAUUUCCUACUAUUUAUGUUACUAGGCACGAGAAUACUUGGAAGGAAUAUAUUAGUGAACAAUUUGGUGAGGUAUCCUCUGACGAAAGUAGCAGCGAUAGCAGUAGCGAAGAGGACAGUAGCAAUGAUAGCAGCGACGAUAGCAGCGAAGAGGAAAGUAGUGACAAUGAGAGUGACGAUGGACCACCAGAAAGUUCUUCAUCGAAAGCUAUUGUUGAGGAGAUGAUGUCAGUAACAUCGCCAAUGAAUGCAGUGCAAGAUGAAACUGCAGCAGAGCAUAGCGCUUAG
This is a messenger RNA of Dujonia railenensis, 1200 nucleotides long. Lineage: Eukaryota; Fungi; Ascomycota; Pichiomycetes; Serinales; Debaryomycetaceae. The record is from the annotation of a GenBank genome assembly.